AUGGUUGCUCCCACCCUCCUCAGCGGCCUCGUCGCCGCCGCCGCCCUGGCGCCCCUCGCACACGCUGCCGAUGCCGUCCCGAAGCGCCCAGAGCUCAAGGCCGCGCCGUUCAGCCCCGGUCGCGCGUUCCCGGUGUCCGCCGCGAGGACGAAGUCGUGCGCCGUGAAGCCUCUUGGCAACGGCACCGACGACAGCGCCAACAUCCUCAAGGCCUUCAAGGACUGCAACAACGGUGGCACCGUCGUCCUCGACCAGACCUACAACGUCUGCAACCCCCUGGACCUCACCUUCUUGGAGAGCGUCGAUGUCGCUCUCACUGGUACCGUUGGGUUCUGUGAUGACAUCGACCACUGGCUCCCGCGGACUUUCAAGUACGCUUUCCAGGGCUCAAGUGCUAUGUGGGUGUUUGGCGGCAAGGAUGUGAACAUCUACGGCAACGGUGUUGGUACGCUCCAAGGAAACGGCCAGAAAUGGUACGACCGGUUCGCGGACAACGCCACCCUUGAGAGGCCCAUCAUGUUCGUCACCGACGGCCUGAACGGCGGCUCGGUCACCGGUCUGAAGAUGGUCAACUCUCCUAUGUGGUUCAACCUGAUCGCCAACAGCACCGACGUGCUCAUCUCCGACAUCGACAUCAAGGUCGGCUCGACCUCGUCCAACCCCGCCAAGAACACCGACGGCUGGGACACCUACCGCUCCGACGGCAUCGUCAUCCAGAACUCCAACAUCAACAACGGCGACGACUGCGUCUCCUUCAAGCCCAACUCCACCAACAUCGUCAUCCAGAACCUCGUCUGCAACGGCUCCCACGGCAUCUCCGUCGGCUCCCUCGGCCAGUACGUCGGCACCUUCGACAUCGUCGAGAACCUGUACAUCUACAACACCACCAUGUCCAACGCCUCGGACGGCGCCCGCAUCAAGGUCUGGCCCGGCAUCAACACCCCCUUCCAGCCUUCCCUCUCCGGCGGCGGCGGCUCCGGAUACGUCAAGAACGUCACCUACGACACCUUCCACCACAACAACAACGACAACGCCAUCACCAUCGAUCAGUGCUACGGUCAGAAGAACCAGACCAUCUGCAACCAGUACCCCUCCAACAUGACCAUCAGCGACAUUUACUUCAAGAACCACGAUGGCACCGCCUCCAAGAAGUACGACCCUCGCGUCGGCACCCUGGUCUGCAGCAGCACGGAGAAAUGCACCAACAUCAACGCCGACAACGUCGACGUCAAGACCCCGAGCGGCAAGACGGCCCAGUGGCUGUGCACCAACCUCGAUCUGCCCAACGUCAACUGCGUGAGCGCGGUGACCAAGAGCUAA
This is a messenger RNA of Colletotrichum karsti, 1320 nucleotides long. RefSeq names its product exopolygalacturonase. Gene Ontology annotation, biological process: carbohydrate metabolic process. Lineage: Eukaryota; Fungi; Ascomycota; Sordariomycetes; Glomerellales; Glomerellaceae. The coding region runs from base 1 to 1320 and encodes 439 amino acids. The transcript has 5 exons. The record is from RefSeq and is a predicted model, not a curated record. Gene Ontology annotation, molecular function: polygalacturonase activity.